This is a messenger RNA of Neocloeon triangulifer, 4510 nucleotides long. Its product is annotated as polyribonucleotide nucleotidyltransferase 1, mitochondrial-like. Gene Ontology annotation, cellular component: mitochondrion; cytosol. The record is from RefSeq and is a predicted model, not a curated record. Gene Ontology annotation, molecular function: RNA binding; 3'-5'-RNA exonuclease activity; polyribonucleotide nucleotidyltransferase activity. Gene Ontology annotation, biological process: mitochondrial RNA 3'-end processing; mitochondrial mRNA catabolic process. Lineage: Eukaryota; Metazoa; Arthropoda; Insecta; Ephemeroptera; Baetidae.
UGCCGAAAAAGGGGCGCGGUUGUCCGCGUCUCCCAUUUUUACCAAGGAAAUUUGUUUUACUCUCUCUACGGAUGAGGAAUGAGACGAAAGACGAAUGCAAGGAGGAGUAGGAGGACGAAUGAGUUAUGAUCACACUCAACAAGAUUGACACUGAUGCAAGAAGUGCAGAUGUGCCUAUCUCAUCGGAUCUUGAUCGGAUCCUUUUUGUUACUCACUUGUCUCACUUCUCUAUUGGCUCCCAAAAAAGCGGGAUUCGAUCCGCCAAUCUGCUUUCGGGGAAUUCCGCGGGAAUACUCGAAAGUCAAGUUCCAAAUUUUUGGACGGUUAAUCUUAUUAGGGGGCGAUGUGGGGCUGAAUUGAAAACAGGGCGGAUUUUUUGGACUUCUGUGGAGUCUAAACUUUGACUGUGCAUGUGGAUUCAAAAUUUGGGGAAAAUUGUACAAAUAUACGGCCGACAGCCUUGUGCCGAGAAAGGGGCGUGACUCCACUUGGGCCUCACCUACCAACUCACAACAAGACACGAAGACACCUCCCAUUUUUAUUUUUCACCAAAAUAAUAGUAAAGUAAUACCAAAGAAAUUUAUCAUGCCCUGCAUGUCUUCUACAAAAAUAUUUUCCACAUUAAGUAAUUAAAUUCACCCAACACACAGAUCUGGCUGAAUGGUCCUGCCAAAGCCAUAAUCAAUAUCAACAACAACAACAAUAAUAGUAAUAGUAAACAAGGAGAUAAGCAGUACGCAAACCUCGUGCGGUCUCGGCGAAUUUUGGGCAAAAUAUGUUGAAAGUGUUAAGUGUUCAGAUAUCUGCGAUUCGGCGCCAGCAGCAGUUUUGCUUUUAUGAGGAAUUUGAACCCGACACGAAACUGCAGUGGCCUUUCCUCGCCGGAGAUCGAAAUUCCAUUCUCGAAUGGCCGUACAAUUAAAAUAUCUACCGGAAAAUUGGCCAGGUUCACAGAUGGUUGUGCCGUUGCCCAAAUGGGUGACACGGCCGUCAUGGUCACCGCCGUCUCUAGGAACAAAGCUUACCCAGCCAACUUCACCACACUGACCGUGGACUACCGGCAAAAAGCAGCCGCCGCGGGAAGAAUUCCCACAAAUUUUCUCCGGAGAGAACUUGGGCCUUCCGAAAAAGAAAUCCUCACUAGUCGACUGAUUGACCGUUCUGUCCGGCCACUUUUUCCUGAAGUGUAUAAUUUUGAAACGCAACUUAUGUGCAACUUGCUGGCCGUCGACAGUGUCAACGACCCAGACAUUGUCAGCAUCAACGCUGCUUCGGCUGCUCUGAGUCUGUCCGAUAUUCCUUGGAAUGGACCUGUGGGGGCUGUAAGGGUGGGCCUUGCUGGGACCGAAGUGCUCAUCAACCCCACAAGAAGGGAGCUUGCGGACAGCAGUUUGCAUUUGAUCGUCAGUGCCACAAAGCAAAACUUGGUUUUCAUGUUGGAAGCAGCAGCAGAUAAUGUUCUGAUCACAGAAUUUCAAAAAGCUGUGAGAGCAGGAGUGAAAGAGAUUUACAACAUAGUGCUUGGCAUCCAAAGACUGACCAAGGUGUACGGAAAGAUGAAAAGGAAUUUAGAGCCUGCGACACCCGUUCCAAGUGAAAUAUGGGAGGCUGUGAGAAGCAUAAGUGAGAUGCGCUUGAGGGAAAUCCUCCGAGAUAGUACUCACGACAAGUUGUCCAGAGACAAGGCUGUCGCUCAGCUUAGAACUGAUGUCAUUGAGAAGGUGGUGGAAGAUAUUGCAAAUUACAAUUUUGCAGUGGACUCGUUUAACAAAGUUUUUAAAGAAACCUUCCGAUCACUCAUAUUCGAGGAAAAUACCAGGUGCGAUGGACGGAGUUUAACCCAGAUUAGGCCAAUUUCAACACAAGUUGAUUUGUACAAACCUCUACAUGGCUCAGCCUUCCAACAAGGCCAAACUCAGGUUUUCUGCACUGUGGCCCUCGACUCACCAGAUUCUGCCAUGUGUCUGGACCCUGUAUCAAUACUUACUAGUGGAAUGAAGGAGAAAAACUUUUUCCUGCACUAUGAGUUUCCACCAUAUGCAACAAAGGAAAUUGGCAAAUCAGGAGCAGCUGGGAGGAGAGAAAUGGGCCACGGAGCUCUUGCUGAAAAGGGCCUGCGACCAGUUGUGCCUAAAGAUUUCCAGUUUACAAUAAGACUGACUUCAGAAGUGCUGGAGUCAAAUGGUUCAUCUUCAAUGGCGUCUUUUUGUGGUGGCAGCAUGGCCCUGAUGGACGCAGGAGUGCCAAUUUCCAGUGCAGCGGCCGGAGUGGCCAUUGGACUGGUCACCCGUUUCAAAAAAGAGGACACAAAGCACAUGGAGGAUUACAGAAUUCUCACAGAAAUUCUUGGAAUUGAGGAUUAUUUGGGUGACAUGGACUUCAAACUGGCUGGCACCAAAAAAGGUAUCACUGCUCUGCAGGCAGAUGUCAAGAUUCCAGGAUUGCCACUGAAAAUAGUGAUGGAGGCAUUGCAACAGGGGGCCGAACCAAAAAGUAGAAUCAUAGAUAUCAUGGAUGAGACUAUUAAGAAACCAAGAAAGCACAAGGACAACUGGCCAGUGUCGGAGAGGAUAGAAGUUCCCCCUCAUAAAAGAUCAAAGUUUCUUGGCCUGGGUGGGUCCAAUCUGAAGAAACUGACUGCAGAAACAGGAGUGCAAGUCAGCCAACUGGAGGACAAUAUCUUCCUCUUUUUUGGCGGCCCCAAUCAAAGUGCCUUACAUGAGGCCAAAGAGUUCAUGGAGAAACAAACUGAAGCACCCAGGGAGCCAGAACUGGAAUUUGGUGCCAUUUACACUGCAAAGAUUGUGGAGCUGGAGCUUCGAGAAAUUGGUGUCAUGGUAACGCUUUAUCCUGGCAUGAUUCCAACUCUGCUGCACAAUUCUCAGCUCGAUCAGAGAAAAGUUUCUCAUCCCACUGCGCUUGGUUUGGAGGAGGGCCAGGAAAUCCAGGUCAAGUUUUUUGGAAGAGACCAUGUUUCUGGAAUGAUCAGAUUAUCAAGGAAAGUGUUGCAAGGACCAGCAACUGCAGUCAUAAGAGAUCUCAAUAGGACUGGUAGCAAAUAGGAGUGAAUGGACUGUAGAAAUUGUCAAGUGAUUAAGUUGUACAUAUAUUUUAUGUAAUGAAAUAUUUUGUAAGGCCUAAAUGUAAAUUAAAUGUUUUUGUUGAUAUUUCCUUGAGCAUGAACUGCUGAGCUUCGCAUCAGUUAAAAAUAUGUUAUAGAUAUACGACAAACUAAUAGCUGAUGAUCUACAAUGGUAGGUUAAAAAUACAAGACAUAUUAAUUGCCAUAAAAAUUUCAAUAUCAUAAUUUUUAUUUUCAACAUAAUUGUAAACAAUAUUAGACAAAUUAUGUAUGUACUACCAUCAAAAAAUUGCGUAGUCAUUGGCAGCCCAAGAUUAAAUGAACACACUUUGCAAUAAAAAUAAAACUUAAUAGAUUUUGACAGUUGGUUAAAAAGAAAUAUAAAUAUUAUAAGGUACAUAAUGCAUAAACAAAGAAUGACUAUUUUUUAUUAAAUGCAAAUAUUCAAUUUACCUUUCAUUUUAAAAGCUUUUCUUUUUCUACAAAUAAGAAAUUUUAAUCUAUUGUUUCUUUUAGCUGAACCUGCGUCAAUCUUUAUAUAAUACAUAAAGCAGUUCAUACCCCAACUUCCAGAAUGCAGGUCUUUCCCUCCUUAAAGGAAAAUAUCCGAAAGAAAAGGAAAAGUAAAUUGGUGCUCAAUGAUGAACUGUCUACAUCCACUCUUUUUGCUGGUGAUGGUGACCAAGUGUACUGCUGCCACCUGGGACGCAAGUUAAGAAAUUUAUCUGUGCGUUAUGCAACCUGCGUGGCUUUGGAGUAGCGUUGUUUGCAGCGUACAUGUUAUGAUACCGUAUACCAGUAUUUUAAUACAUGUCGGCAAUAGCACAUGACGUUAAUUUGAAAUAUAUUUAUGUAACAUAGAAAUAUGAAAGUAAAAUAACAAAUAAAAUAAAAACUUUUCCGUAACUUGACCGAACUGCAAACCUACAUGUAAGUGAAUAACCAAAAUAUAUUCAUGAAAAAGAUUUAAAAUUCUUUCUUUAAAGAAAAAAAUAUGAGUUAGAAUUUCACGAUCAAAUCACCAUCAAAAAUAUAAGCUCGAUUUGCUUCAUAAUUUCUGGAACUUUGGAAAAAAAAAGUCAUCUCAUCAUUUUUGCUGAAAUAAUUUAUGUAAAGGAAAAGGAGACGGGAAAACUUCCAGCAGUUUCCUCUUGCAGCUUUUUGUUGAAAGAGGUGCAUUAUCAUAUAAAGCUAUUUUCAUGCUCUGUAAAAUAUAAUACAUAUUCUAUAUCACUAAGUCGCAUGCAUCGCCUAAAGGCAAACGGAAUUAUGUCAAACCCUUUUUGCGCUUUUUUUUAUUUAGCCUGAAGCGCUUCUCUCCUCUGCAGAUCAUUUCCCAGGCAUAAAAAAAAUGUAAAUAUCCUGGAAAACAAUACACACUAUUUUUUGGUAAAUAUUUAAUUUGAUACAGCUGUAAAGCAAAUGUGU